This is a messenger RNA of Saprolegnia parasitica CBS 223.65, 879 nucleotides long. RefSeq lists its product as hypothetical. The transcript is spliced from 2 exons. Bases 1 to 879 code for a protein of 292 amino acids. Lineage: Eukaryota; Oomycota; Saprolegniomycetes; Saprolegniales; Saprolegniaceae. The record is from RefSeq and is a predicted model, not a curated record.
AUGUACCACCGCCAAGAGCGCGCUGCGUUUACCGUCACGUUGCUCGGCCUCGUGGGCACCUACCUCUGUCUCGUGUUGUCGUUGGUGAUGCCGUCACUGGUCACGUACCAUAUCGGUGACGCCGGUAUUCUGUUGUUGCACUUUCUCACAUUGCACUUUGGCCUCCCAACGGCCUCACCCAGCCAGCGUCAUGCAUCGCCCAAGGUGCGAACGUUCCAAUUGCGGUCGCACUCGAUCGUCGACGACCCGUUUGCGACCGUGCAGCUCGAAGACCUCCAGAGCUUCUUACUUGACGCCGUGCACUUCGACCAGUUUCUCGCCCACGCAGUGGAGAUGCAGCGGGUGACCGAGCUCCUCACGUGGCAGCUCGUACAGCACUACAAGGCCAAGCGCGUCUCGAUCAAGGUCGUCUACAACCUCUGCUUGGCACCCCACGCGGUCCUUGGGUCGAACGCAGCGUCUGCGCUCGGUCCCCGCAUCGCCGCCUUUGUCAACAAGCCACAUUCCGACAUUAUCGAUCGGCUUCUCGAUACGCUUCAUGAUAAGCUGCUGCGAGUGCUCAUCAACGACGUCCUCCCGAGCUAUCGCGACAGCAGCCCGACGUGGGACACGUACUUGCACCGGUCCAACAUUUUGCGCGACUGCGCCCAGCCAAAGGGCCCGCAAAUGCCCGAAAGCAUCUCGGCCACGGCGCUGCGCGGAACAAGCGAUUUAGAGAGCGGUGGUCGAGCGGUCUCGAGCGACCGAAGCGGGUCGGCGCGUCGUGCGGGCAGCAUCCUAUCAGCAGCGUCGCUCGGCCUCAGCCCUUCGUCACGGCCGCGCGCCCCCGAGCGCCAAGGCACAGUAUUCACAGCACGUUCCAUCAUGCUCGCGCCGUGA